AUGAUGGAGAAGUCAGAUACUAUCCAGGAUGCCGCGCCACUGGAUCGUUAUGAGUCCCACGCCAAAGGUGAGCUCGAGCUCAACGUGGGUGGCCGUGGUGGCACUCAGCGCCGACUGCGCAAUUACCAGGUCACCAUGAUCGGUUUCUGUAGUGGUAUUGGAACUGGUUUGUUUGUGGGAACUGGAUCUGCAUACGCCAAGGCUGGUCCCGCUGGUUUGCUGCUGGCCUACAUCCUCGUCGGAGCUGUGUUGUGGGCUGUGAUGCAAAGUAUCGCCGAGUUGGCCACUGCUUUCCCUACCGCCGGUUCGUUCCCUCACUGGGCUACUCGCUUUAUUGAUCCCUCCGUCGGAUUCUCGCUCGCCAUUUCAUACGGAUAUUGUUAUACGAUCGCCAUCGCCUCAGAAACCUCCGCCGCCGCCGUUAUCGUUUCAUAUUGGUCGGAUAUAACGCCAGCCGUUGUGAUCACGGUCAGUUUGGUUCUCAUCUUAGCGAUCAAUUUGAUGAGUGUGAGGUUCUACGGUGAAACGGAGGUCGUUAGCGGUGCCAUCAAGGUGCUCUGCUUCUUGGGUCUCGUCAUUGUUUCUAUUGUCAUUACCGCGGGAGGUGGUCCCAAAGGCGAUGCCAUUGGUUUCCGCUUCUGGAACAACCCCGGUGCUUGGGUUGACUACGAUGGCAUUACGGGAGCCUCAGGACACUUCUGUGGAUUUGUGUCUUCUUUCGUGAACGCAAGUUUCUCUUUCAUUGGUAUUGAAUGUGUGGUUAUCACGGCUGCCGAGUCUGUUGAUCCUCACCGCGCUAUCCCUAAGGCUGCCCGCCGUGUCACCUACCGCAUCGCCUUCUUCUACAUCCUUGGUGCCUUCCUCAUCGGUAUUAUCGUGAGCCCAACCAACCCCCUCCUGACUUCAGGUGCCGACAACGCGAGAAGCUCCCCAUUCGUCAUUGCGAUCCAGGAAGCCGGCAUCACGGCUCUGCCAUCCAUUGUGAACGCCUGUAUCUUGGUUUCCGCGUGGUCGGCCGGAAACUCCUACUGCUGGGUCGGAUCUCGCAUGAUCCUCGCCAUGACCACAGACCACCAGCUGCCUCAAUUCUUUGGUCGCGUCGAUAAGAAGGGCGUUCCAUACGUUGCAGUUAUCACUGCCUGGCUGUUUGGUCCUUUGGCCUAUUUGAGUCUUGGAUCUGGUGGUCCCGCGCAAGCCUUCACAUGGCUCCUUAACUUGAGCACAAUUGCCGGCCUGAUUGCCUGGGCUACUCUGUGCUUCUGCUUUAUCCGAUUCUAUGCUGCCAUGAAGAAGCAGGGUGUCUCCCGUGACAGUUUGCCAUGGAAAGGACCAUUGCAGCCAUAUGCAGCGUGGUUUGGAUUCCUUGGUUCCACUCUUAUCACACUGGUUGCUGGAUUUGAAGUCUUCUUGAAUGGUCAAUGGAACACUUCUGACUUCAUUGCAUCAUACGUCGGCAUUCCAAUUUUCAUCGUGCCGAUUAUUGUCUGGAAAUUGGUUUACCGCACCAAAUUCUUACGCUCCCACGAAAUCGACCUGUGGGCAGGCCGUCUCCAAGAUGGAGAAAUCAUGCCGGCUAAGAACCCCCGCAAUACCCGCUGGGGCCGUUUUGUCGACUGGCUUGUGUAA
Messenger RNA from Penicillium verhagenii, 1626 nucleotides. Its product is annotated as putative amino acid permease. Gene Ontology annotation, biological process: amino acid transmembrane transport. NCBI's taxonomy places the organism in Eukaryota, Fungi, Ascomycota, Eurotiomycetes, Eurotiales, Aspergillaceae. The transcript has 2 exons. The coding region runs from base 1 to 1626 and encodes 541 amino acids. Gene Ontology annotation, cellular component: membrane. Gene Ontology annotation, molecular function: amino acid transmembrane transporter activity. The record is from RefSeq and is a predicted model, not a curated record.